AUGGCGGCCUCUGUGCUCAGCCCCACGUCCUGGGAGAAACGGAGGGCCUGGCUCCAACACAGCCGCAACUGGCAGACCCAGGUCCUGGAGGAGGAGGCUGCGGCCGCCCUACAGGAUGUCCCCGAUCAUGGGCCUUCCAGCCUGGAUGAAGUUUUCCAGGAAGGCAAUCCAAUCAGUAAGAUUGAAGACUGGCUUCAGGACUGUAGAGACUCUGAAGAGAGUCUUCCUGAAGAAGCAGGACAAUCCACCGACAAUGAAUGUUCUAACUAUGGGAGCAGCUUUGAAGAUGACUUGAGCCUCGGAGCAGAGGCCACACUACUGUCUACCAAUGGCAAACUCUUCUCCAGGCGUUUCCUCCAGACAACCAGACCUUGCCAACUGCUUGAUCUUGGCUGUAGUUUGGCUUCCAGCAACAUCACUUGUGGAACCAACAAGACUAGUUCAAGCAUCUCAGAGAUUCUGGACCAGGUACAAGAAGAUGCAGAAGAUGUCCUCUUCAACCUAGGUUUUGGCCAUGAAGACCACAAAGAUGCAUCUCGUAUCCCUGCAAGAUUUUUCACCAACCCCUCUCAGGCCAAGGGCAUUGAUUUCCAACUCUUUCUGAAGGCCCAGGUGCGGAGAAUUGAGAUGGAGGACCCCUGCCUGAUGCUGGCCAGCAGGUUUAAGCAGGUGCAAACGCUGGCUGUCACUGCCGAUGCUUUCUUCUGUCUCUAUUCCUACGUGUCUAAGACACCUGUCCAAAAGUUCACACCAUCCCACAUGUUCUGGAAUUAUAACCCAACUGAUGUGCCGCCAUCCAUCAGGAUUCUGGCCCCAGAGCCUGAACCCCACUCACCUAGAGAACGCCUCCGGAAAGCAGUCUCCAAAAUGUGCCUGUAUAUAGGUUCCCGAGGUCGGCUGUCACCACCUCACUACACCCCCAAAAGGAACAGUAUGGAUCAAGUGGUGUGGGAAGUGAUGGACAGAGUGAGAGAAGAGAAACUCAUUCUCCAGCAAAGCUCUGGGUUUGGGCAAGAGCCACAGGAAGAAGCUGUGACCCCCAUGGAAGAUACAAAGCUGACCACACCAUUCCCAUGUGUCCUCUGCCCUAAAGAGGGCACAGAGAGAUGUGAUGCACUUUCUCUAGCCAGAGCACAUCCUCAGUGGAGCACAAACUCUGCACAUGUAAAGAGGGAGCUGUGGGAUCUGCAGGCCAUCAGCAGGAAAGCACAUUCCUCCACGAAUGAGAUUUUGUGGGAAAGGAAGAGCAAAGCAAGAAAGAGCCUAUUUCAGAAGAGUCCCUUGGAGAAGAAGGCUAAGUCAUUGGACUUGUCCAUCAUCCAGCAGAAAUGGAAGCAGAGCACACAGAGACCAGAACUGUGUCUGUCUCUGACUCAGCAGCCACAGGUUGCUUCUGAUUUAGAGGAGGCACAAAGCAACAAUGAGCAAGAAGACAACCGCUUUCCCAGUAAACCCAGACAGCCCCACUUCUACAAGACGGUCCCUGGAGGAGUGUCAAGAAGCUUUUUCCACCACCAGCACAGCAUGUGUUCUGACAGCAGUGGCUUCACAGAAGAGCCCAAGGGCCACCUCUUCCCACAGGAAGUCUCCCUGUCUUCAACUUCCUGCCACUGUUCCUCGCUGUUGCCCCAAGCCCCUGACCAUGGCAGGAGAAAGGCAACAUGGGAGUCUGAGAAAAAAAAUAGACUGAGCGAUGUGGACUCUGUGGAUAUUACCUACAAUGGUAUGGACCUGAGCAAACUGGAUAAGGAAUUUUCUCCAAACUUUCACAUUGUCAAAGCGCCCCUGCGCAUUGUCAGGACGCUGCGCUGGCGGGCUUUCAGCUUUUCCCAGGGCAGCACGCCCACCCUGCGGGCCAAGACGCAGCUCCCGGCAGAUGACAGCGGUCAGAGUGGAGAGUACCAGGGGCCCCAGGCUGUGGUGGGGGGCAGCCUGAGGGGGAGCCAGGACGCCCGAAGGCGGCAGCGGUUGGGUAAGCCCCGUGGUGGUUGCGGUGCAUGGGUGCCGGUGGCGGCAGCCUUGGAAGGCCCCACGGCAGAGGUUGUGGACCAGGAAGCCUUGGUUGCCCGCAUGGCAGUGGUCAUGGAAAACCUCUUCAGGUUUCUAGGGAAGAGGAAAUCCUUCAGAGAAGAAGAAAUAAGGAAAAUCCAGAUUCCUGUGCCAUGUGUUCAGGCUGGUUAUGGAGGUAUAAGAUUACAAUCUGAACAAGAGAAAACUAAAGGCUACAAAGGUUGGUAUAUAAAACAGUUCCAAGAUGCUGGGAUGAACUUCCAAACAGACACAGAUUAUUGCAAGGUGAAAGCUAAAAGUGCAACUCAGAUGGCAGAUAGUAAAUGCAAGCCCUGCGUGGUGUGGACACCUCAUCCUAGCAGUCAGGAGGAUGAAGUAAGAGGAUCACAAGUCUGA
Messenger RNA from Jaculus jaculus (lesser Egyptian jerboa), 2406 nucleotides. It is a transcript of the gene Tespa1, whose product is annotated as thymocyte expressed, positive selection associated 1. Lineage: Eukaryota; Metazoa; Chordata; Mammalia; Rodentia; Dipodidae. The record is from RefSeq and is a predicted model, not a curated record. Gene Ontology annotation, molecular function: signaling receptor binding. The transcript is spliced from 15 exons. The coding region runs from base 1 to 2406 and encodes 801 amino acids.